Messenger RNA from Trichoplusia ni (cabbage looper), 3047 nucleotides. RefSeq lists its product as uncharacterized. Bases 1518 to 2930 code for a protein of 470 amino acids. The record is from RefSeq and is a predicted model, not a curated record. The transcript is spliced from 3 exons. Lineage: Eukaryota; Metazoa; Arthropoda; Insecta; Lepidoptera; Noctuidae.
CACGUUUAAUCAUAUUUUCCUUAAGUUUCUGAUUAAAAGCUUUGGCUAUAUGAUGUUGACUAAAAGAAUGUAUGUUGUUGUAGAUAGUUUAAAAGUUUUUCUAAUGAAAUUUGAGAACAAACCAUAUGUGUUUUUGGAAUUUUUUGAAUGUCUUUAAUACCAUACUGAGCUUUAUAGUCCAUAAAAAUAAAAAAUUACAUAAAAAAAGAUGACUUAACAAUUUAAAGGCAAACAAAAUUUACGGGUUUGAAUCAACCACGUUUGAUCGUCUCACGGACUCUCGUUGAAUACCAGCACUAGAUUUUGUUUAAAUUACUUCUUACACUAACAUUUGUUUAAUCACUGUCGGCGUCUGAAGUUUUCUAUUGUUUUCUUCUGAACGUAUUCCAAGUUCGUACGAUUGCUUGGUUGUUCUGUGGCUGAGUUUGUAACUAAGUUAAAUGUUGACUCGCUAGAAAAAGUGCUGAGUACUUACUACUUUAGUAGUUCUAUUACCAACCCUAACAGGACUUGACACAUUUUGAGAAUAGGUACUAUUACUACUUAUGUACUUUUGCAGUCACUAACUAAAAAGUAUUCCAAGAAUAAAGUUUUUAAGUUGAUUGGUUUUUGAGGAAGAUGCUCUACAAAAAUAUUCACAGAUAGGUCAUUUUCUCUUUUGUUUAGAAAGUGGCUCUCGUGUAUAAAACAAUAGAAAACGUGAGUCGACUCUCUAAUAUUCGGUUAGUCCCGCUAUGGUAUGGUCCCGGUAUGGCACCCUCUUAAAAUACCUAUCAAAAAGUCCCGCUAUGGUACCCUUCAGUUUUUGGUACUGUUGUAAAGAAAAGUUAUACAAUGCGUUAAGAAAAAAAUAGUAUUAAUAAAAAAUAUAUUUUCUUAACUAUUAUAGUUAAGCAAGAUAAUAUUUAUUAAUACUAUUUUUUAAACAAAUCACGCUCGGUAAUUGUCGUUUCACUUCAGGUAGUUACCUGACCAACCGGUUUUUUCGUAAAACAAUAGAGACGAGCCCUUCCUCGAAUUCGUAUCUAGCUCUUCCCUUUUGUUUUUAUGAAAAUAGAGAGAGACAGUAUUAUUCCGGGUUUAGUUUUGUUGAAAUUGAUCAAUUGACAGCAUACUCAACCUCAUUAUAUUGAACCUCAUUUUUGUAGUUUAGUUUUAAGUUUGUAAAUUUGAAAUUGUUCUUAAGUUGUCAUGUUGUUUUUUCUUCGUAUGUCAGUAAAAAUAAAAUAAAAGUAGAAGCGACUAUAAAAGGCUUUAAAAUUGUUAUUUCUGUUUAGUAUUGCGCAACAAUCCGGCGAUUGUCUUGCGGAAGUAUUGUUUGUAAGAAUAUGUGCAAUUUGUAAGAUUCAAGAGGUGUUUUAGAAGCAAUGUUCAAUAAAUGAAAAUUUCCUGUCAACUCGGACUCAAUUAUUUCUUCAAGAACCCAACCCACUGUAAAAAUAACAACAAGUUUGCUAUUUGCAGCUGUACUUUUGCGAUAUGAGUAAUUAGGAUAGCUUGUUAGUUUAUCUAUUGCAAUGUCUGGGUCAAGUAGUUCACGUGGUGUAAAUUUAAUAAUUAUUGACAGUCGACGCGGUGGAAAAACUUUAUUACGUGCCGGACAUAAAUAUAUUAAACGCAGAGAAAAUAAAAAUUCAAGUACUUGGCAUUGUGUAAAUAGGAGAAAUAGUAUUAAAUGUAGUGGAUAUAUAACUAUUGAGAAUACCAAUAAUACAAUAAUUAAAGAUUAUAAACACAGUGAUCCGUGCGUGCCACAUUUUGAAGACAAUGAAGUUCAAAUGGCUAUAAGUGAGUGCAAAAAAGAAGUAAAUUCAAAUUACGGAUCAGUACAGAAAAUUUUCGAAAAACACAUGGGUAACUUAAAAGACAAAGGGUUACACCUUACAGGAAAUGUUCCUGACUAUAAAAAAUUAAAAACAGUAUUAUACAGACACCGAAAUAAGUCGUUGAACGUACCAAAAACACAAUUUAAGAAUGUGGAAGAAAUUAUAAUACCAGAAGAAUUUAAUAAGUAUGUAUUGGCUGAUUAUUGUAAUGAAGACUGUAAUCGAAUAAUUAUAUUUUCCUCGACAGAAGUAAAGGAACAUAUAAAAUGUGUAACGCAUUACUUUGGUGAUGGCACUUUCGACGGCUGCCCAAACCCAUUCGAACAAGUUUAUGUCAUUCAUGGAGACAUGGGAAGCACUGACUUAUCCACGAAUGUAGCACCAUUAUUUUAUAUUCUGUUAAAAAACAAAGAAGGGAAAACUUAUGAAAAAAUUUUCGAAUUGAUUAAACAAACUUUGCCUGAAUGGCGUCCAUCGAAAUUUACCUUCGAUUAUGAAAUAGGAGUAAUAAAUGCAGCAGCGAAGAUUUUUCCUGAUAUCAAAAUAAAUGGAUGUAACGUACAUUUUCAAAAGAACGUUAUCAAAAAAGCGAAAUCUUUAAAUCUAAUGGAACACGAAGAGUCCUCGAACCAUGUUAAGCAAUGCAUAGGCUUGGCGUUUUUGCCAAAACAAGAUAUUGAAGACGGCUGGCUGCAUAUAAUGGAAAAUAGUUUCGACGAUGAAGCUAUGACCAAAUUCAAUGACUAUUUUGUCACUCAGUGGCUUGAAUAUCCAGACCUCAUUUGGUGUUGCCAUAAUGAACGCCAUAGAACAACUAACUUGGCGGAAUCAUGGAAUGGCAGAUUCAACAAAAUUAUUGGAAAAAAUCCCAGUUUAUUAUUGUUUCUGCAAACAAUUGGCAACGACACAUGUCACUUUGAUAUAAAACAAGCCAACUUUCGACUAAAAAGAUCACCUAUAAAUUCAAGAAAAAGAACAAGUAUAGAAAUCGACCGCCAGAUUCAAAAGCUAACAAAAAGUUACGAAAAUAAAGCUAUCUCCAUUGGUGAUUUUCUGAUUGACAUAUCAAAGUCAAUAUUUCGAUCAGAACAUUUAAAAAAAUAGUUUAUUUUAAUUUUGUUUUUAGCCUAUUAAAAUGUUAUAUUUACAGUAAUACUUUUCUGAGAUGUGGAUUUUUUAUAUUUUUUUUAUUGUUGAUUAUUGGUAAUUAAUAUUAUUGAU